AUGCACUGUGUCCAAUUGAACCGUGUGCAAAAUCUCGUGUCCAUUUGUAACGUGUCCAUUUGCACUGUGUCCAAUUGUACUGUGUCCAAGUGCACCGCUCCCAUUUUCGCGGCGAUCAAACAUUUCAAACACGUUCUCGAGAGCCGUAAGUUUAUCAUUCGAACCGAUCAUAAACCGCUUAUCCAUGCUUUCUUGCAGCGAGCAGACAAGGCUUCCCCUAGACAACUCCGACAGCUGGACCUUAUCUCGCAAUUUUCUACGGAAAUCAUACACGUCAACGGGAAAGAAAACGUGGUUGCUGACGCACUUUCUCGGAUCGAAGCCAUAGGUAUGCCGACAGUGCUCAGUCCUCAGACCAUCAUGGAGGAGCAACAAUCCGACCAAGAGUUUACCGACUUGCUUUCAAACGGAUCAUCGUUCGAACUACAGCAACUCGCUGUCGAACCUGACGUCCAUCUCUACUGCGACGUUUCCAACAACAUCGUCAGACCGUUCAUAUCCCACUCGUUACGACGCACCGCUUUCAAUACGAUUUACGGUCUCGCACAUCCAAGCGGUCGCGUCACAUGCCGUCAACUCAAAGAAAAGUACGUCUGGUCCGGUAUACGAAAAAAUGCGCUUCAAUGGUCAAGAGAAUGUCUCCAAUGCCAAAAAUCGAAGAUUCAAUGUCACACAAGAAUGCAGCCGAACGACAUCGUCGUCCCAGACAAUCGCUUUAAUCACGUGCAUCUCGACAUCAUUCACUUGCCCGAAAUCAGAGGAUUCAAGUAUUGCCUCACGAUCAUCGACCGAUUCUCGCGAUUCCCGAUAGCAAUCCCGCUCAAAGACAUUACCGCGACAACCGUUGCCUCAGCAUUCUUCGACAACUGGUUCGAAAGCGCACUUUUCAACGCUCUCACGAACACCGUUGUCUCCAAACGCAUUCACACGACUCCAUACCAUCCGGCUUCAAACGGCAUUAUCGAAAGGUGGCAUAGGACACUCAAGGCAUCACUCAUGUGUCACUCCGGUACUCCUUGGCUGGACAUCGUACCAACAGUCUUACUAGGACUUCGCACCGCGUACAAGGAAGACAUCAAGGCUUCACCCGCGGAAAUGCUCUUUGGCACGACUCUGAGAAUCCCCGGAGACUUCUUCAUCGAACAAGACCCGACAGCAGACCCGGAGAUCUUCCUUGAAAAACACCGCGAAUACAUGAAAUCGAUUCGUCCAACUCCAACUGUUCAUCACAUCAAAGCAAAAAUGUUCGUUUUGCAGGAUCUUUACAUUUGCUCUCACGUUUUUCUCAGGCAAGAUGAG
Molecule: messenger RNA, 1299 nt
Organism: Formica exsecta
Lineage: Eukaryota; Metazoa; Arthropoda; Insecta; Hymenoptera; Formicidae
Exons: 2
Molecular function (GO): nucleic acid binding
Source: RefSeq, a predicted model, not a curated record